Messenger RNA from Papaver somniferum (opium poppy), 2594 nucleotides. Its product is annotated as homeobox-leucine zipper protein GLABRA 2-like. Lineage: Eukaryota; Viridiplantae; Streptophyta; Magnoliopsida; Ranunculales; Papaveraceae. The transcript has 10 exons. Gene Ontology annotation, molecular function: DNA binding; DNA-binding transcription factor activity, RNA polymerase II-specific; lipid binding. Bases 129 to 2450 code for a protein of 773 amino acids. Gene Ontology annotation, biological process: regulation of DNA-templated transcription. The record is from RefSeq and is a predicted model, not a curated record.
UUCUUCUUCUUUAAAUCUUUCAUACCCUACUAAUUUAUUAUUAUCUCUCUACACAAUCCCAAGUUAUUUGAUUCCUCAACCCUUCAGAUAUAUUACUCCAUAUACUCUCUCGGAUCGAUCGACUCCAAAUGGGACUUGUAAACAUGUCUUCUAAUCCUCCAGCUACCCAUACUAAAGAUUUCUUUGCUUCUCCCGCUCUUUCUCUCACUCUUGCUGGUAUUUUCCGCCAUGCCGGUGGCAGUGGGAGAGGGCCGGGAAGCAUGGAAGUUGAAGAAGGAGAUGAAGAAAGCGGUGGAGGAUACGGUGGUGGAAAAUCUCAUCAUAAUCAUCAGCAGGAAGAUAUGUUGGAAAUUAGUAGUGAAAACACGGGACCAUGUCGAACAGAUGAUGAUGACAUGGGGAUGGAUAGAUUGCACGACGAGGAAGGUGAUGAAGAAGAUAAUAAUAACAACAACAAGAGCAAGAAGAAGAGGAAAAAAUAUCAUAGACAUACAGCUGAACAAAUCAAAGAAAUGGAAGCGUUAUUUAAAGAAUCGCCGCAUCCGGAUGAGAAGCAAAGACAACAACUGAGUAAGAAACUAGGCCUUGCUCCCAGGCAAGUCAAGUUUUGGUUUCAAAACCGUCGAACGCAAAUCAAGGCGAUACAAGAACGCCAUGAAAAUUCUUUAUUAAAAUCAGAAAUGGAUAAACUCCAAGAAGAAAACCGAGUCAUGAGAGAAACAAUCAAGAAGUCGUGUUGUCCUAACUGUGGUUUUGCUACUACUAGCAAAGACUCUGCCACAUUAAGCACUGAAGAACAACAGCUUCGUAUCGAGAAUGCAAGACUCAAAGCCGAGGUAGACAAGCUACGUUCAACUGCUCGGAAAUUUGCUACUGGAGCUACUUCCCCUACCUCAUCAGGGUCGGCUGGUAAUAAUGGUCAAGAGAAUAGAAGCACAUUGGAUUACUAUACUGGUAUCUUUGGGAUCGAUAAAUCCAGAAUAUUUGAUAUGGUUAACCAAUCCAUGGAAGAACUAAUCAAAAUGGCUACUUCUGGUGAACCAUUAUGGGUUCAAAGCGUUGAAUCCGGCCGUGAGAUCCUCAACUAUGAUGAGUAUAAGCGUGAAUUCUCGCCCGAGAGUAGUUCAACAAGUGCACGAGUUCGCCGAUCAAUUGAGGUUUCAAGAGAGGCUGGUGUUGUCUUUGUUGAUCUACCUAAGUUGAUUCAAGCUUUUAUGGAUGUGAACCAAUGGAAGGAAAUGUUUCCUUCGUUGAUCUCCAAAGCUGCAACAGUCGACGUAAUCAGCAGCGGGGAAGGCGCAAAUAAAAACGGUGCUGCACAACUGAUGUUCGCUGAAUUUCAAAUGCUCACACCUUUAGUGCCCACCAGAGAAGUGUAUUUCAUUAGAUAUUGUAAACAGCUAAGUCCUGAGCGUUGGGCUAUUGUUGAUGUCUCUAUUGACAAUGUUGAAGACACGAUCGAUGCUUCACUAGUGAAAUUUCGCAAACGUCCAUCCGGUUGCAUUAUCGAGGAUAAGGCUAAUGGUCAUUGCAAGGUGAUGUGGAUAGAGCAUUUAGAAAUCCAGAAAACUACGAUUCAUUCCCUGUUUCGCUCUACUGUUAAUAGUGGUGUAGCAUUUGGUGCAAAACGUUGGAUGUCAACAUUGCAACUCCAAUGUGAGAGACUUGUUUUUGGCAUGGCAACAAACGUUCCCACGAAGGAUUCAAGCGGAGUUGCAACAUUAGCUGGACGGAAAAGCGUUUUGAAAUUAGCGCAACGAAUGACAUCAAGUUUCUGUCGGGACAUUGGAGCUUCUAGUCAUAAUACGUGGACGAAGAUCGUAACAAAAGCUGGAGAUGAUAUAAGAAUUGCGUCUCGCAAGAAUUUGAAUGAUCCCGGUGAACCUCUUGGAGUGAUUGUGUGCGCAGUUUCAUCUACUUGGGUUCCUGUUGCGCCCAAUGUCUUGUUCGAUUUUUUAAGAGAUGAUGCUCGUCGAAUGGAGUGGGAUAUUAUGUCGAUGGGAGGUCCGGUACAAUCCAUCGCAAACUUAGCGAAAGGACAAGACCGAGGGAACACCGUCACCAUCCAAGCAUCGAAAUCAAAAGACAGUAGUACGUGGAUAUUACAAGAUUGUUGCACGAAUGGUUUUGAAUCGAUGAUAGUUUACGCUUCAGUGGAUAUUCCAGAGUUGCAAUCGGCAAUGACAGGAUGUGACUCCAGUAAAGUUGCAAUUCUUCCCUCUGGAUUCUCCAUUCUCUCAGACGGGCUCGAGACAAGGCCGCUGGUGAUUAGUUCUCGACUAGAGGAGAAAACCGUGGAAGGAGCUGGGUCUUUAUUCACCAUGGUGUUUCAAAUUCUAGCCAAUUCAACUCCUACAGCUAAGUUAACCAUGGAAUCACUCGAAACAGUUAAUACUCUUGUUGCAUGUACUCUUCAAAAUAUCAAGAAAGGGUUAGAUUGUGAAGAUUAAUUAAUAAUGCAUGAACUUUAAACAGUGUCGUAUUAAAAUAUAAAAUUUGUAUGGAAAAAAAAUAAGAAAAAUAAAAAAGAAUUAAACUAGUAUUUGUUGUAUACUUUGAUGAAAUUAUUCAAGGGUGGUGGUGUUUGCUAAUAA